GUAGGACUCGUCUAAAUGUAAACAUGAAGAAAUAAUCCCAUAAAUUAAACGCACGUGUUAAAGGAAUAAAAAUGUCGGACAUUUUCACUGAAGAACAACUAGAAGAGUAUAAGGAGACGUUCAGCCUGUUUGACAAGGAGGGGGACGGGACGAUCGCUACCAACGAGUUGGGCACGGUUCUAAGGGCCCUCGGGCAGCAUCCGACCGAGGCAGACCUCAGUGACCUCAUUAGCACACUAGAAGUCGAGGGUCACGCAACGGUCGAAUUCCCGGCAUUCCUUAACAUCCUGGCGAAAAUAAUUAAAGACACGGACCCUGAGACAGAGCUCACAGAAGCUUUUAAACUUUUUGACAAGGAGAACACGGGGAAUAUCAGUAACGCGGACUUGCGUCGCAUCAUGACCACGUACGGCGAGGUGCUGAACGACGAGGAGGUUGAGGAGAUGAUCAAGGAGGCGGACACCGACGGCGACGGCAUCGUCGACUAUGCAGAGUUCAUCUCUAUGGUUAUACAGCCUUAGAAGCGCAGCAAUUCAACAUUAUGUACAUAUUUUACGUGUAACAUUUAUACAUGUGGUAUAAAAUAUUUUAAGGAAUGAAUUGCGGGGUUGAUGUCAUUAUCGGGGUAUGAACGCAAUUGGACUGGUCAAAGUGUGUGGAGUCCGAAAUACUUAAUUUCAUUUAAGAAAACCUUUCAGUAAUCGUUUCUAACCCAUUCGGUAAAUAGAACGACCCGACUGUAACCUGAAACAAAUUUUUUCAAAUGACGUCACAAUAACGCGGGAAAAGAUCAACCACUUGAAAAUAUUUUUAAACGUACAUUGAAACACUUAUGGCAACAAUACAUUUAAAAUAUAAUAA
Molecule: messenger RNA, 861 nt
Organism: Mya arenaria
Lineage: Eukaryota; Metazoa; Mollusca; Bivalvia; Myida; Myidae
Product: neo-calmodulin-like
Exons: 6
Coding region: 72-521 (149 amino acids)
Cellular component (GO): myosin II complex
Molecular function (GO): calcium ion binding
Source: RefSeq, a predicted model, not a curated record